Molecule: messenger RNA, 1588 nt
Organism: Rhododendron vialii
Lineage: Eukaryota; Viridiplantae; Streptophyta; Magnoliopsida; Ericales; Ericaceae
Product: NAC domain-containing protein 96-like
Exons: 3
Coding region: 32-1381 (449 amino acids)
Biological process (GO): regulation of DNA-templated transcription
Molecular function (GO): DNA binding
Source: RefSeq, a predicted model, not a curated record
UUAUUGAUCAAGUAGUAGUACUAAAAUACACAUGCAAGCAAAGAAAGAAAACAGAAAACAGGAGAGAGAGAGAGAGAGAGAGAGAGAGAGAGAGGGAGAGAUGGAUGUGAUGCCAGGUUAUAGAUUCUACCCAACGGAGGAAGAGCUGGUUUCGUUCUAUUUGGAGAAGAAGAUACAAGGAAGGAGACAAGAAGACCUAAACCAAGUGAUACCCGAGCUUUACAUUUACGAGUUCAACCCAUGGGAUCUCCCAGAUUUUGCAGGAGAGCGUUGUCCCAAAGAUACGGAACAAUGGUUCUUCUUCGUCCCUAGGCAAGAGAAAGAAGUCCGUGGAGGGAGACCGAACCGGCUCACAAAUACGGGGUUUUGGAAAGCCACGGGCUCCCCCGGUUACGUCUAUUCUUCCGAUAACCGAAUAAUCGGUGCGAAGAGGACUAUGGUAUUUUACAAGGGGAGAGCUCCAACUGGAACGAAAACUCAAUGGAAGAUGAAUGAGUAUAGGGCUGUUGAUGGAGAAUCAGCUUCACCGUCGUCACUUAGUGCAACGCCAAAGCUACGGGAAGAGUUCAGCUUAUGUAGAGUGUACAUCAGAUCAAAAUGCCUACGUGCAUUCGAUAGGCGGCCAUCCUCAUCAUCAUCAUCCUCAUCAUCAGCUGCUGCUGCGAGUGUGACAAGCACUGCAACGGUUAACCAAGCUAAUGAUGAUCACCACAUUGAUCAUGAUUGGGCGGCAACUUCCGAUCAUGAUCAUUAUCAAAACGAUCAUCCCAUGAUGGAGAGAAUAAUCACCACCUCACCGGAUCUGAGCUCCUCAAGGGACCAUGCAAGCCCUAAUUCUCAAACUUUUAACCAAGCUCAUGAUCAUCGCCACGUUGAUCAUGAUUCGGUGGCAACUUCCUAUCACGAUCAUUAUCAGAACAAUCAUCCCAUAACGGAGAGAAUAAUCACCACCUCACCAGAUCUGAGCUCCUCAAGGGACCAUGCAAGCCUUAAUUCUCAAACUUUUAACCAAGCUCAUGAUCAUCACCACGUUGAUCAUGAUUGGGCGGCCACAACCUAUCAUGAGCAUCAUCAAAACAAUCAUCCCAUGAUGGAGAGGACAAUCACCACCUCACUUGGUCAGAGCUCCUCAGAGGCCCAUGCAAACCCCAAUUCUCAAACUUUUAACCAAGCUGAUCAUGAUCAUCACAAUGUUUAUCAUGAUUGGGCGGCAACAACCUGCCAUGAUCAUCUUCAGAACGAUCAUCCCAUGAUGGAGAGAUUAAUCACCACCUCACUAGAUCAGAGCUCCACAAGGGACCAUGCAAACCCUAACUGUGACAUGGAGUUUGAUAAUAAUGAGGAUCUGUGGGACUUUUGGGAACAACUUAAUUUGUCCUAAUUCUGGGGAAAGACAAUGAAAAUAAAUUAAGGAUCAACAGCUCAGGUGAAGUGAUCAUCGAGUGACGAGGACAUUUAUUAGAAUAAAUUAGAUGUAGAGAGAUUGAAUUGCAACAAUUAAAAGCACAAGGACAUGAGUAAAACUAACGGAUAUAGUGAAAAAAUUCGUUAGUUCAUGUGGCUAUAUGGAAUAUUGAGGACAAAUAUG